This is a messenger RNA of Morchella sextelata, 2415 nucleotides long. RefSeq lists its product as uncharacterized. Gene Ontology annotation, biological process: DNA integration. Gene Ontology annotation, molecular function: nucleic acid binding. NCBI's taxonomy places the organism in Eukaryota, Fungi, Ascomycota, Pezizomycetes, Pezizales, Morchellaceae. Bases 1 to 2415 code for a protein of 804 amino acids. The transcript is spliced from 4 exons. The record is from RefSeq and is a predicted model, not a curated record.
AUGCCCUUCGGCCUUACCAAUGCGCCGGCCACCUUCCAACACUUCAUUAAUGAUUGCGUCCGUGACUAUCUUGAUAUGUUCUGUACAGCCUACCUUGACGAUAUUCUUAUCUACAGCGACACCUUCGAGGAACAUCAAGUACACGUCGAAAAGGUCCUGGAAGCCCUAGAAAGAAAUGGAGUAUUGCUGAAACCAGAGAAAUGCGAAUUUCAUACACAAAGCACCACCUACCUCGGCCUCAUCAUCGGACCCAACGGCAUUAAAAUGGAUCCAAGGAAAGUGGAGACAGUGAAGCAUUGGACCGUCCCCAAAACAGUUCAAGAUGACAUAUCGUUCGAAUGGACACCCGAAGCCCAAACUGCCUUCAACGCCUUGAAAAAAGCCUUUACAACCGCUCCCAUCCUUACCCACUUCGACCUGGAGAAAGAAAUUACCGUGGAAACCGAUGCAUCUGACUAUGUCUCUGCCGGUGUGCUCUCCCAAUACGAUGAUAAUGGUACCCUUCGACCCGUCGCAUACUUCUCAAAGAAGCACUCCCCCGCCGAAUGCAACUACGAGAUUUACGAGAAGGAAUUACUGGCGAUUAUUCGAUCCUUUGAGGAAUGGCGACCGGAACUUGAAGGGGCUGCAUACCCCAUCGCCGUCAUAUCCGAUCAUAAGAAUCUCCAAUACUUUAUGCGUACUAAACAACUCAACCGGAGACAAGCCCGGUGGGCGGAAUAUUUAUCACGGUUUAAUUUCGUCAUUAAGUACCGACCAGGGAAACAGGGAGGGAAACCGGAUGCAUUGACAAGAAGAUCAGCAGAUCUGCCUGGAGAGGGGGAUGAAAGACAAUUACACCAGAGUCAAAUUGUAUUAAAGAAGGAGAAUCUUGAUGCAAAGCUAAGUUUAUUGGCGGGUUCUUUCUCAAAUGAGCCCGCUGAAAAGAACGCCUCACUGAAUAGACUAUUAGAUGAAGGAUAUAGCGCUGACCCAUUUCCACAGAAGAUACUGGAUAUGCGGAACAAAGCAUAUAUGUACCCGACUACGACCCUCUCAAGCUCCGAGUCCUCCAACUUUACCAUGACGCUGCCUCUGCCGGACACCCUGGAUGCGAAAAAACAUUCGAACUCAUCAGUCGAGACUACUACUGGACGCGAAAAAACAUUCGAACUCAUCAGUCGAGACUACUACUGGCCCCUCAUGCGGAAUUAUAUUGCCCGCUACGUUCGGAACUGCCACACCUGUCAACGAAGCAAACCCAACACCCAUGGAAAACUCGGCGUACUUCGACCUUUACCAAUUCCCGAACAACCAUGGCAGGAGGUAUCAAUGGACUUCGUCACUGGCCUACUGGUGAGCGAAGGGUACGAUGCGAUUAUCGUAGUUGUUGACCGGUUAACAAAGAUGCGACAUCUCCUGUCCUGUAAUACCACCGUCAACUCCGAAGACAUCGCCCAACUAUAUCUGCGAUAUAUAUGGAAGCUCUAUGGACUACCCACACAUGUUACCUCCGACCGCGGUACGCAAUUUACAGCCAAGUUCUGGAGGGCUCUCUGUAAACACCUCGACAUCGAAGCCAGAAUGUCCACCGCCUUCCACCCAGAAACCGACGGCCAAACUGAAAGGCUGAACGCCAUAAUGGAACAAUAUCUAGAAUUCUCCGCCAAUAAUCAGGUCUCCGCAUCCACCAAAGCUACACCAUUCUUCGCGAACUAUGGUUUCCACCCUCGGUUUACAGUGACGAUCAAAUCGCUUGACAGGACCCCACCAAGCCUCAAUGCUAAAGACUUCACCUCGAAGAUGAAAGAACUCCACGAACACCUGCGCUCCAAUAUUCGGACGGUGCAAGACCAACAAGAGCAGGCCGCUAAUACCAAACGAACGCCGGCUCCGCGGUACGAUAUCGGCGAUAUGGUGUUUGUUUCAGCAAAAAACAUCCGAACCACCCGUAACUCUCGGAAGUUGGACUGGAAGAAACUGGGACCAUUCCCCGUCAAAGAAAUCAUAUCGCCAUAUGCAUACCGAAUCGACCUACCUAGGAGUAUGAAAGUGCACCCCGUCUUCCAUGUAUCGUUGCUAAACCCCGCCGCAAAUGACCCUGUCCCAGGGCAAACUCAACCACCACCCCCGCCUAUUAUCGUUGAACAGGAAGAGGAGUAUGCAGUUGAGGAAAUCUUGGACUCAAGGGAAACAAGAAACAACGGCCUCCAAUAUUUUGUUAAAUGGACAGGCUAUACUGACCCUACCUGGGAACCCGCCGCAUACCACGAUAACACCGCCGCCGUUGAUACCUUCCAUACACGUUACCCCGACAAACCUGGACCAUUAGAAGGGAAGAUUAAGGUUAAGGCUCGCAGGAGCUCGCGCUUAAAGAGGGGGGCUACUUUCAUGGAUCGACUAGUGAACAUACUGGGAUACGAGGAGUUGGAUUAG